CAUGUCAUCAGUGUGUCUUUUCACUACCACACUCCCUCCCUAUUUCUGAGUGUGGAGUUAAAUGGGGAAGAUCAGCUGGUUCCUCCUGUAACAUGAGCUACAUUGUCCCGCUGGACAGUGGAGUUUACUGGUAUGAGUCCAGAGAGGGAGCAACCAGUAACAGCAUCAACAUCACUGUCACUGAUGGAUCAGUGAUCCUGCAGAGUCCUGUCCUCCCUGUGAUGGAGGGAGAUGAUGUCACUCUGCACUGUAAAACAAAGACCUCCAACCUCCCAGCUGAUUUCUAUAAAGAUGGCUCCCUCAUCAGGACUGAGCCUGCAGGUCACAUGACCAUCCACCAUGUUUCCAAGUCUGAUGAAGGCCUCUACAAGUGUAACAGAAAGUCAUGGAGAGUCUCCACCCAGCUGGAUCACUGUCACAGGUAAAGAAGCCCCGCCCCCUGUCUCAUCAUCCUUCCAGCUUGUGUUCAGACUGGACUGCCACCUAGUGGUGUUCUGUCUGUGCUUCAUCUC
Thunnus maccoyii (southern bluefin tuna) is the source of this 512-nucleotide messenger RNA. RefSeq names its product Fc receptor-like protein 5. NCBI's taxonomy places the organism in Eukaryota, Metazoa, Chordata, Actinopteri, Scombriformes, Scombridae. Gene Ontology annotation, biological process: cell surface receptor signaling pathway. Gene Ontology annotation, molecular function: transmembrane signaling receptor activity. Bases 93 to 425 code for a protein of 110 amino acids. The record is from RefSeq and is a predicted model, not a curated record. The transcript has 3 exons.